AUGCCGCACCGCGGCAAUGUCGACGAUCUCGCCGCGCCGCUGCUUCCCAACGCGCCGUCCUCGCCGUCCGCAUCACACGCGAUUAGCGCGCUGACCGCGGGGCGAAACGCCGCGUCGCCGUCCGCGGAGCACAUCACUGUUGCCGUCGUGCCGCCGCGCGCCGUCUACUCCACGCCCUUCGUGCAGGCCGGCGUCGUCGGCGGUAUCGCGGGCGGCGUCGUCGGCGUCGCGGCCGUCGCAGGCGCGCCCGCUCCCCCUUCAGCGCUGAUCGCCGCAGCCAGGGGCGAUCAUAGCGGCUCUGGCUUGGGGCUCGCGGCGUUGGCGGAACCGGCUGCAGGGGGAGGGGGAGGGGGAGAAAUUGCGCAAGUCGUAGGGGUCUCAAGUGCGGAUGCCGGCGGGGAUGGCGGAUCCGGCGCGGUCGUGGGGAGUGAAGCGGCGGGAGGCAGGGAGAGGGAGAUUGGCGAGGGCGAGUCAGGAACGCCGAAAGGCCCUGUGCGAAAAAACCUCUGGCGAAUUGCGGACGACGACAGCGACAGCGAUGGCGAGCACGGCAACGUGGGCGACGCGACCCCAGCGAGGGCGGGGAAAGACGCGGAUGAGCCGAUUCCCGACGGAGGGCAGCAUGCGGGUAGCAGCCGCGGCAGCAGCAGCCGGGGGCGCGCGAGGACGGAAGGGCGCGCCGUGCGGGACGCGGGUGGUGGGGGGGGGAUGGGCGACGAGCAGAAGGACGCGGGCGGGGAGGGCAGUAGGCGGGCGACGGGCGAGGUGGGGGGAAUGGGAGGGGUGGGGAGUUUGGGGGAGGUGGGGGAGAGCAACAGUGCGCGUGAGAGACGGUGGCAGGCGCUGCUGCGGUCGACAUCUUCGUACCACUACGGCCGGCAGCACAGCACCGCACUCAGCACUGACUCACCGCACUCCACCGCUCUGGCUUUGGAUGACACGAGGUUCCACAGCAUGAGGGGGGAAAGCGAGUGGGGCGAGGGGGGCGCGGAAGGGGCGAGAGGGAGCGCGGGCGGGGAGGAGGCGAGAGGCGCAGUGGGCAGCAUCAUGGGCUGGUUGUUGGCUGUUUGGCAUGGCAUUGCUUGCCUUUCCCCACCAUCACCGCCCCCCCUCAUCCCCCACCAUCACCGCCCCCCCUCAUCCCCCACCAUCACCGCCCCCCCUCAUCCCCCACCAUCACCGCCCCCCCUCAUCCCCCACCAUCACCGCCCCCCCUCAUCCCCCACCAUCACCGCCCCCCCUCAUCCCCCACCAUCACCGCCCCCCCUCAUCCCCCACCAUCACCGCCCCCCCUCAUCCCCCACCAUCACCGCCCCCCCUCAUCCCCCACCAUCACCGCCCCCCCUCAUCCCCCACCAUCUGCUUCAUGCUCAGCAGAACCUCACCACACGUACGCUGCUGCCACCAAACAACGCCCUCCUCCCUCCUCCUUCCCCUCCCCCUACCCUCCUUCCCACCCCUCCAGCCACCAUAUUCCACCUCUUCCUCGCAUCUCUCCUCCGCCUGCCCGCCUCCACCGCGGCUGUCCUCACGCGCCAGCUGGACGACGCGAGGGCGAACCCCAAGCUGGUGCUGCUGGCGCUCAAGGGCGGCGGGGCGGCGGCGCUCACGGCGUCGCUGUGUGUAAUCGACUUGGACGACCGCCUGCCGUCGCUCGCCUCCAUGGGCGUGUGGGCUGUUGUCACCGUCGACCUCGUCUUUGAAGCCAACAUCGGCCUCUCGCUCGGCAAGGGUGUGAACCGAGUGGUGGGCACGCUGCUGGCGGGGGCAGCAGCGCUGGCGGUGACGAACAUGGUGUCGCUCAUGGGGGGGCUGCACGUGGCCGUGCUGCUGCUGCUCGUCUUCCUCAGUGCUGCCCUCCCCAUCUACUACCGCAACCGCCCGCCCUUCAAAGACAGUUGCUUGCUGUGGACGUACGCCAUGACCAUAAUGAUGCUCACCUUCCACAUCCUGCUGCUCUCCACCUACCGCAACCCCGAGAAGCUGCUCCUGCCCCUGGCGCGCUUCUCCAUGAUCGUGCUGGGCUUCUUCAUCGCGGCGCUCAUCAACCUCGCCCUCUUCCCCGCCUAUGCCGGGGACACCCUGCACGCGCUGCUCUCCAAGAACUUCGACUCCGCUGCCACUCUGCUCUCCAGGUGUGUGGAGGAGUACGAGUGCGGCACGGUGUGGCGGCAAGUGCCCACGCUGUGGAGCAUGCGCACAGGGGUGGCAGCUGGGGCGGGCACGCAGGGAGGCGUGGGGGACGGCAGUGGAGGGGACAAGCUGAGGGAGAUGUACCAUGCCAUUGUCAUGAGCGAUGCUGAGGUCGACAAACACCUGGCCGCGCUGCUCUUCGAGCCGCCUCACGGCCGCUUCUUCUCGGGCUACCCAUGGCAGCUCUAUGAUGACGUCAGCGAUACCCUGCGCUGCCUGGUGUAUGACGUCAUCGCCCUGGACUCCAGUCUGAGGGCGGAGAUCCAGGCACCGCUGGUGCUGCGACGGUUGGUGGGGCGUGAGAUGACAAGCAUCGCCCAGGAGUGCAGCAGCACGCUGGCCUACCUGGCGCAGUCAGUGCGCUCGUUCACGUGGGCGGGGCCGCCUGACUCGCUGUUCCGCGCCGAGGAAGCUGCCAUGAAGCUGCAGCACCGGCUGUCGAAGCACAUCAGCCUAAUCCUCAUGCUGCCGCCCCCCUCCCUCGCCCCCCGCCCCCUCGCUCUCUCCCGCCUCUCCGAGGGUGGAGGGGGAAGUGUUGGGGGCGCUGGGGGUGCUGGGGGGGGCGAGGACGGGUUUGACAGAUUGGUGGUGCAUGGGGGGGGCGGGGGGGGUGAGGAUGGGGGAUGGGCGGAGGAUGGGGAGGGAGUGGUGAAGAGCUGCAUCGACAUGGGUGGGGAUGAGGAGGGGGAGGGCGGGGGAGAGAAGGGGAGAGGGCAAAAAAGGCUGAUGGAAUCUGCUUCGCCCAGAGUAGAGAGGCUCUCCCGCCCCGGCAGUCCUCUCUGCCACCCCCACGGCCUCUCACCCUCCCCCACCAUCGCCGCACCCGACUCGCAUGCACCACCACACACGGCAGCGACAGCAGCAGCAGGCACAGCGGCAGGAAUGGGAGCGAUGGGAGCGAUGGGUGCGCUGACACCAUCAGAGAUGUCGCUGGCGGAGGGGCUGGCGGGCUAUGCUGCUGCAUGGGGACCAGCAGGUGCCAGAGAGCAGGGCGAUGCAGCCGCAUCAGCGGGCGGCAUGGGGAGUGUGGGCGGCAUGGGGCGGAAGAAGCCGUCGCUGGCGGAGUGGCGGCAGGAGCUGCUGCAGCGGCAGGCGUCGAUGGGCGGCACGUGGGACCGAACGGUGGAGCGCAUCGCAGCGCUGUCACUCAUCAAGGUGGCGGCACUGCUGCUGGAGGUGGUGGCCAAGCUGCACUUCGUGGUGCAGCGAUCCGAGGAGCUUGCUGUUGCGGCCCGCUUCGAUGUCACGAGUCCCUCUUAG
Messenger RNA from Closterium sp. Naga37s-1, 3453 nucleotides. The record is from the annotation of a GenBank genome assembly. Lineage: Eukaryota; Viridiplantae; Streptophyta; Zygnematophyceae; Desmidiales; Closteriaceae.